This is a messenger RNA of Mesorhabditis spiculigera, 1596 nucleotides long. Lineage: Eukaryota; Metazoa; Nematoda; Chromadorea; Rhabditida; Rhabditidae. The record is from the annotation of a GenBank genome assembly.
AUGACCUGCAAUGAUAAAGUGAUAUGCCUGAUCGAUAUGGACUGUUUCUUCGCGCAAGUCGAGCAGCGCGAAAAGCCGGAAUUGCUUGGGCUUCCGGUCGCCGUUUUCCAGGCUUCUGCCUCCCGGUCGGGCGUCGGCGGCAUCAUCGCGCUCAGCUAUGAAGCGAAGAAUCUCGGCGUUAGACGAGGGAUGAAUCAACAAGAAGCGUUUGCCGUUUGCAAGGACCUGAAGCCCUGCGUCGUGCCGUUUGCCGAACAUUUGCGCAAGCCGGACAUUCAAAAGUACCGCAACGCGUCAAAGGAGGUGUUCGACGUCUUGCAGAACUUUUUCAAAGGCGUCGUCGUCGAAAAAGCGAGCAUCGAUGAGGCGUUCAUCGACCUGACCCCACUCGUUGAUAAGAAGCUGCACGAGGACCGUACGGGAUAUUUGGAGCGAUUUGAGCCGCGCCUGGGAGCGCUGGAUUCGACGCAUUUGGCUGAUGGCACGGAUCUUGACGAGAAUUACGACAGGGCAGUCCUGAUGAAAAAAUGGUACCACGAGUAUUGCAAGAUGGACAACGACCAUUUGAGGAUGCUGAUCGCGUCCGAGAUGGUCGACGCGUUACGGAAAGCGAUUUUGGACAAGACAAAGUUCCAGUGCUCGGCCGGGAUCUCGACAAAUAAAAUGCUGGCCAAGCUGGCGUGCGCGAGACAUAAACCAAGGCAACAAACGAUCCUCCCACAUGCGUUCUGCAUGAAAAUUCUGGAUGAUACUCCGAUUGGAGAUGUGCGAUAUCUGGGAGGGCUGACAGGAGCCAAUAUUCGAGAAGUGCUCAAUAUCCAGACGAUGGGCGAGCUGGCAGCGGUGCCGUUCGCGACGCUCGAAGAGGUCUGCCCGGAUAAAGCAAAUUGGCUGUACCGGACAUCGAGGGGCUUCAGCGACGAGCCCGUGAAGCUGCGCCAUCUGGUCAGCAGCAUCGCCACGAGCAAGCAGUUCGCUGGACGAUCUGCGCUGGUAUCGGUAGCCAAGGUCCGUGAAUGGCUCUCCGGACUCGCGAAGGAGCUGUGCAAGCGGCUGAAUGAGGACCGGACGACCAAUCGGAGGACAGCGACCAAAAUCGUCCUCUCGUUUAGCCAACCGGAUCGGCACAGCUCGAAAACACUUCCGCUGAACACAUACGACCCGACGAAUAUUUUUGAAACGACCAUGGCGGCCUUCGAAUCGGCGCUUCGAUCGGAAAUACGUGGAGACUCCUGCCCGAGCAUUACGUGCCUAACCUUGUCUGCAUCGCAUUUUGCCCUACCCUCGCUGCACGAACAACAAAAAACGAUGAGCGAGUGGGUGGAGAAACGGAGGCUGGAACGCCAAGAGCGAAUGAUGCCGACGACAUCUAAUCGGAAUCCAGACGACCUCGAUUGGGAGUUUUUACAGGAAUUGCCGGAAGACAUCCGGGCCGAGGUGUUGCAUGAGAGGAAUCUGGAGAAAGCUAAGAAGCUGAAGAUGAAGGCGAAUGUUGAAGAGCCAAAAGCAAAAGCGCCGGAGAAGCGGAAACGAAAAGCCGAGCCCCCGAAGAAGGAGGUGAUCUCGAAGAAGCUGGACACUUUUUUCAAGAAGCGA